AUGGUCAACUUCAUCACCUCUCUCACCUUCCUCCUCACCGCCGGUACAUCCGUAGCCGCCAUCCCUCAAAACCUCGAAGCUCGCUCCGACACAACCUGCAGAGACGAUCUCGGUGACGAUUCUUUCGGCAGUGCCGCUGACGCCGUCUACUGCAUCAACUACCUCGCCAGCCUGAACCAAGCCUGUGUCGGCCACGUCUCUGGCCAGGCUUUCUGCAAGCGCGGCACCACCCAGAUCACCGGUCUUACUCUUCGUGGUACCUCUUCUUCCUCUUGCAAGGAUGUUGCUCGUGGUGCUGGUUUGAUCAUGGACAAGUGCACCAAGCCUGAUGGACGAGUCAAGGGUGCGAACCCUGCUUGGGGUAACGGAAACCUUAUUAUCGAUAUUCGACACGUUUAG
This is a messenger RNA of Fusarium coffeatum, 399 nucleotides long. RefSeq lists its product as uncharacterized. The transcript has 2 exons. NCBI's taxonomy places the organism in Eukaryota, Fungi, Ascomycota, Sordariomycetes, Hypocreales, Nectriaceae. The coding region runs from base 1 to 399 and encodes 132 amino acids. The record is from RefSeq and is a predicted model, not a curated record.